Molecule: messenger RNA, 1714 nt
Organism: Liolophura sinensis
Lineage: Eukaryota; Metazoa; Mollusca; Polyplacophora; Chitonida; Chitonidae
Product: dynein regulatory complex subunit 3-like
Exons: 11
Coding region: 137-1714 (525 amino acids)
Cellular component (GO): cilium
Molecular function (GO): protein binding
Source: RefSeq, a predicted model, not a curated record
AAACGAAAUCACCAUAGCGACCGGACGCGGAAAGCGCGAAUUCAGUCGCGAAAAUAACACGAAUUUAUGUGAAACAGGCCAACGUGAUCUGUUGUGGUGCCAAGUUUAGUUUCUUCAAACAAAAUAGUGGGCCAAGAUGAGCCGUCUGUAUGAUACAGUGGAGCCCUCUGUCAUUGAUGAGGAUAUGCUCCAGACAGCAGUAGAAGAGCAAGGGCCAGCAGAUGAGGCAGGCCGGAUUGCAAAACAGGAAGGCAUAGAUUUUGGUGAUGUGGAAUCUUUGCGACUUGACUUCAAAAAUAUUCUGAAAAUUGACAACCUGUGGAGUUUCACAAGUCUUGUUAAGCUUCAACUAGAUAACAACAUCAUUGAAAAGAUAGAAGGUUUGCAUGUACUGGUCAACCUUGUCUGGUUAGAUUUAUCUUUUAACAACAUAGAGGUGAUUGAAGGCCUUGACAAACUGACACAGCUUGAGGAUUUGACUCUCUACAACAACAGAAUUUCCAGAAUAGAAAACAUGGAUAAUCUGUCCAAGUUACAUGUGUUUUCUAUAGGCAACAACAAUCUUCAUGAGUUAGACAAUCUGAUUUACCUCCGACGCUUCCAUGGACUUAAGACUCUGAACCUUGGAGGAAACCCAUUUUGUGAAAAAGACAAUUACAAGGCUUUUGUUGUGGCUCAUCUGUCCUCUCUUGAAUUCCUGGAUUAUAGGCUUGUUGAUGAACAGUCGAAAGCUGCUGCAGUCGAGAAGUAUCAGAUUUCCAUAGAAGAAAUUCUGGAUGAUGAAAAGAAAGCCUCCAUGAAGAUUGAAGAGACGGAAAGAAAACAAAAGGAAUUUGAAAUCCACAAGAAAGCUUAUGUGGAACUUUUGGAUUCCCCAGCUCUGUUUGAAAGUAUGUACACAGAGGAUGCAGAAGGACAAAAGUUGAAUGGCAUGCCUGACGUUGACUCACUGCUCGUCAGUUAUAAGGAGAAGCUGGGUGCCAUAUGCAUGCAGCUGUUUGAGUUUGGUCUUCAAGAGAGCACGAGGAGGGAGGAUGAGGUAAACCAAUUCUGGGAAUGUGUACACGAGGCUAAGAACGAAAACAAGCAGACAGCAAUGGACUCUAUCAAAGACUUUAUGGUCUACAAGAAAAAGGUAUUCCAGGAAGUUGGUCAGAUCGGCGAUCAGAAGUUAUUGGAGGCUAGGAUAGCAGACUAUAACAAGGAGGUGUCAGAUCUUUGGGAUAAAUUAAUGGGGCUGGAACUUCAGCUUGUUGACCAGCUAGAGGAAGUCAUCAAGGAUUUCGAAAGAAACAUGCAAGACAUGGUGGCAACAUUUAUAGAAAGUGUUCAGGCAUACCUGUCUCAGAUUCGUGACUUGGAAAACCUUCACCAUGAGAAAAUGAUGGAGAUAGCCAUUGUUACCCUGGAAAAGGUCAUCAAGAAUGAACUGGAUCCCGAAAUAUCAGAGGAUCUCAGAAUGCUGUUUGUUGACAAAGACACAGUCAUUAAUGCUGUCUCUUCAUCUCAUGAUGUUCAUCUGCUGAAGAUAGACAACAAAGAGGAUGACAUUGUGACACGCAUCAACAACUGGCUUAAACAGAUGAUCGCUUCCAUCCACCAAGAGGAAGAAGUGACUAGAAACAGAAUGAGGGUCUCAGAAAUCAACCAUUUAAUAGACCAAAUGAGAGAUGAAAUGGACAACCUUGAAAUGUUACAAUCUGGAAACUACUGA